AUGUCGGUUGUUAAGAUGAGUUCGAAUCCGGAACCAAUCAAGGAAAUAUGGUAUAUUGAUUGUAAUUCAAUGUUCCAAAAUUAUGCUAAUUUCCGAGGAUUUUCGAGAUCAACGGAUUCCGAUACAACAUUUGGUGGAUUGGUUUUUGGAAGAAAAUCGAGAAAACAGGUGAAUAUCGAAAAUUGGAAAUGAAAAAAUUGAUUUUAAAAGCCUUAAUUUUUUAAUUUUAAAAAAUACUCCAGCAGUUUCAAAAUUUGAAAAUUAGAAAUGCCCAAAUCGAUUUUUAAUCGUGUAAAAAUUCCACAUUUGAAAAAAAAGCAUUUCGCCAUUUUUCAGGUUGUUCAUGUAUUUUUUGCAUACUCGGAAGAUUUGACUGAAUCAAAUCUUACCUUCAUUCAAAGUUCCCUUUCUGCCGAUAUCGAACUUCUUGGAAAUCUUCAAAUUGACGGAGUUUCACCAUUAAUUGGUGAUGGAUUCACACUUCAAUUAACAAUCGGAAUGUUGGAAUCAAGAAAUAUCGAUCAGUUUUUGGAUUUGAAUACAAUGUUCAAUAAUGAGCAUAUUAUGUUGGAAGGAUUGUCGCUUGUUAGUAAAGUUGGUUAUGAAUGGCCUCUUCGAGCUGGCCGUGAAGGAGAAGAUGCUAAAAAUGCUUGUGAGAGAUUAUCAUGUGCAUCUUUUCGUUUCACAUAUCUCAAUGUCGAUAAAAAAGUUGUUAUUCGAGAGCAUAAAGAAAAGGAGAAAAUUGGAAAACAAUUAGAUGAAUAUUCAAAAGGUGCAGUUCCAUAUAAAGAUGCUCUCGAAUUAAUUGGAUUACAAUCAAUAACUCGAGAUACAAGUCAAGAUCCAGAAGAUCAGAAAUUGGUGCCAACUGUGAAAAUCAAUCGAGAUGAUAAGCAUUUUACAAAAUUGAUAAAUAUUACCGAAGUUGUUGCACCGGCUUAUUAUGGAGAGGAUUCAUUUGUGAUUUAUACAAGAAUGAGAGAAGCAUUUAAUCGGAGAAUUCAGAAUAAUAUGAUUGUUUUGGUUAAUGGAAUUCGAAAAGGGGUUAGUGAGCAUUGAAAUAAUGGAUUUGAGAGAUUUUGAAUAUUUUUUUUCUAUAGAGAGGUGUACUUCCAUCAACUUCAGCUACAUUUUUGCCGCCAGGAUGGGCGUCUCUUUUGAAUCUUCAAUUGCCUACGAAAUGGACUGAAAAUGAACAAAGUUGGUUUUUUUUUGAAUUCGUAGAAAAUCAUGAAAUUCAGAAGCAAAGUUACUGUAGAAAAUAUGUUUCUAGACCCAAAUUCUGUACUGAAACUCAUGGAAACCUUGAUUUUUUUUAAAUGCCAAAAAUGAAAUAUUUUUGAGCUUCUAAUUUUCCAGAAGUCUACCGUAUCCGCCUUCAUAAAUUAUUCAACUUGCCACCUUCCAAACCUUGCCUUCGAAUUUCACAAGUUCUUGCCUUACACUCGGAAACUCCUUCCGUCACAAACUCGAAACUUUUGAGAAAUCCACAUAUGAAUAUUUCCAAUUGUAAGUUAUAUCAACUAUCACUAAAUAUUUCAAUUUUAUUUUUUUUCAGAUAAACCAGUUGGUGAAGUUACAACUGUUCGUGGUUCAUAUAAUUAUCAUCAUUAUAUGCAAGAUGGAAUUGAUGAUAAUGGAUGGGGUUGUGCUUAUCGAAGUUUUCAAACAAUUUGGAGUUGGUUUAUAUUAAAUGGAUAUACAGAUAAACCUGUACCAAAUCAUCGACAAAUUCAACAAUGUUUGGUUGAUAUUGGAGAUAAGGAAACGAAAUUUGUUGGUUCUCGACAAUGGAUUGGAAGCACUGAAAUUAGUUUUGUGUUGAAUUCGAUGCUCAAUCUCGAAUGUCGAUUUAUUGCAACAAAUUCGGGAAAUGAAGUUGUUGAAAAAGCGAGAGAACUUGCACGACAUUUUGAAACUGUUGGAACACCGGUUAUGAUUGGUGGAAAUAUGCUGGCACACACUAUUAUUGGCGUGGAUUUUAAUGAGAAUACUGGAGAAACAAAGUGAGUCACUAUAAAAACUACUCUAAUUAAGCCCAGAGAAAAUCGAAGCUUAAAUUUCUCUUUCAUUAAAAUUUGAAAUGCAAAAUUUUUUUAAAAUCUCCUAAUUCUUAAACAAAAAUAGAAUUUUUAAGCCGGAUUCUAUUCUGAAAAUUCAAAACUAUAUUUAUAUAUUUUUCAAAAUCAUUUUUCAGUUCCUAAAAUUUCACAAAAUCCUCAACUUUCCCCUCAAAUUAUCCAUAUUUUUCUCUAGAUUCCUGAUUCUCGAUCCACAUUACACUGGAUCUGAAGAUCUGAAAACGAUAAUAUCGAAAGGAUGGUGUAACUGGAAACCUGCCAAAUUUUGGAGUCCCGAUCAUUUUUAUAACAUGGUUUUGCCGCAAACUCCAUCAGAAGCUAUUUAG
This is a messenger RNA of Caenorhabditis angaria, 2407 nucleotides long. The record is from the annotation of a GenBank genome assembly. NCBI's taxonomy places the organism in Eukaryota, Metazoa, Nematoda, Chromadorea, Rhabditida, Rhabditidae.